This is a messenger RNA of Lodderomyces oxycetoniae, 2199 nucleotides long. RefSeq names its product ubiquitin-specific protease (gene UBP13). The record is from RefSeq and is a predicted model, not a curated record. Gene Ontology annotation, cellular component: cytosol; nucleus. NCBI's taxonomy places the organism in Eukaryota, Fungi, Ascomycota, Pichiomycetes, Serinales, Debaryomycetaceae. Gene Ontology annotation, biological process: protein deubiquitination. Gene Ontology annotation, molecular function: cysteine-type deubiquitinase activity. The transcript has a single exon. Bases 1 to 2199 code for a protein of 732 amino acids.
AUGUCCGCGUCAAACGAUAGUCUCCCAUUUGGAGAUGGAGCUUCUAAAAUAUUUGGAAUGGAGAAUUUUGGAAAUACGUGCUAUUGUAACUCAAUUCUCCAGUGUCUAUAUUAUACUGAAUCUUUUCGAAAGAGUUUAGUUCAGCACAAGCAAACUAAACAUGAACCCAAAUUGGUUGUGAAUGGUGUUAAAUUCCAUGGAUUCACAGCAAAGUAUGAUCAGCUAUUACAGAAAAAGUUGAAAGAACAAGGAAAUGUACCAAGCAUAAACUCAGAAGAGAGGCCAAAGCUGAGUCGAAAAAGUUCACUUUUUGGCUUAAAGUUUAACAAUUCUACAAAUGUUGCCUCUACGGUAGUCGAGGAAGAAACUAAUAAUAAUAAUAAGUUUAUAGAAAAAGCUGGUGUUUGUGAGGCUUUGCCUUUGGAGCAAAGGAUUCUUAUCAGCAAAAAUCCCGAGUUUUGGAAGUUGGAUGUGUUGAUUACAAGACCGACAUUGAAUCAAGCUCAAGCUGCAGCAGCAGCAAAGGCCGGUAAUGUCUCAAACACAACUGAAGUUGGUAAUGGUAACGGUGGUCUUGUCAUCAAUAGCAGUGGCAGUACCAUGGACUAUUCUCAAAGCUCAUCGAUGCUAUUGAACGAUCAACCACUACAAACGACUCAAGAGGGAACAGUUAAUACUAAAUCUAGCGCUAUUAUUGUGGGUAUACCGAAGCCCGAGGCAAAUCUUGUUAAUCCAAUCAAUGCUUUCAGUGUCAACCCAAAUGCAGAUCAGCGGAAACGAUCAGCAUUGAUCAAUGGACCCAUCAUCAACCUCGACACAUCUUUGCAAUUGCCCAAUGACCAAAGAGAAGAAACCGUACUAUUAUAUGCUUUAAAAGAUAUGUUUGAAAGCAUGAUUGAGAACAAAUCAACGAUAGGCGUGGUUUCUCCAAAUUACUUUAUAACAAAGUUAAAGGAGAAAAAUUACCUAUUUAAACAAAACAACAUGCAUCAUGAUGCUCACGAAUUUUUCAACUAUUUAAUCAAUGAGAUCAUAGAAAGCAUAAACAGGGAAUUAGGACCAUCUGCGAAUUGGUGCAAUAAUAUAUUUCAAGGCUUGAUUACUAAUGAAACCAAAUGUUUGUCUUGUGAGACUGUAACAUCAAAACAUGAACAUUUUUUGGACUUAUCUAUUGAUAUUCCUUCUGGUGAUAGUGCUUAUUCCUUGAACUUUUCCUUGAACAAUUUUUCCAAAUCAGAAACAUUAACAAAUCAAAACAAAUUCCAUUGCAAUACAUGCUCAUCACUACAAGAAGCUGUAAAAACUAUAAAAAUCAAGAAAUUGCCCGAGGUUCUUGUCAUUAAUUUGAAGAGGUUCAAAUAUGACGAAAAAAUCGGUAAAAUGGUCAAGCUUUUUGACUCCAUCAGCUAUCCCUUUAAGUUAAGAUUAUUCAAUACGACCGAUGACUUUCAUGAUAAUGUGUUAUACGAUCUUUAUGCUUUAGUUAUACACAUUGGAGGAGGGCCAAUGCAUGGACAUUAUGUCUCAAUCUGUAAGAUCAAGGCUGGACUUUGGUUGCUUUUUGAUGAUGAAACAGUGGAGUUGGUUGAGGACAAUUAUGUGAUGAGGUUUUUUGGGAAUGGGCCAGGAUUAGCUAGUGCAUACAUCUUAUUUUACCAGAAAUUGCAAUUUGACGAAAGUGCCGAGUAUCUUGGAUUUGACCCAACGACAAUGUACAACGGAGAAGAAUUUGAUGUUUCUAUACGUAACGGUAACGGCACAGUGAGCACAACAGACCAAGAAUCAAAAACCACCACCACUGGUUCUGCCAACGAUGUUGACACAAGAUCUGAUUUGUCCUCGCUAAACUCAUUCACGGGGCCAAACGAAACUAAAAAGCCAACUUCGUCUUCAAGUGAUGUGUUUAAAAGCUUCAGAUUUGAGAAAAACGAUGACAAAGGUGCACAAUCUUCUUUAUCAAGACGCAGCAGCGGUAACGAUAUUGCAACUUUGAACCAGGAAAACGUUAAAGAGGUUAAAGAGAAAAAAUCGUGGAUUGGGAGCUUCAAACGUACAACUUUGGAAAAGAAGCAAUCACUUGUCUCGGGGGCUUCAAAGUCAGAGUUGGACACUGGUAAUAGUUCCGGAGUAGCACAAACAAUUCCUCCUCCCCCUUUAGAAAAAAGAAGGAGCUUGUUUGGUUUUAAGAAGAAGAGUUAA